Galeopterus variegatus (Sunda flying lemur) is the source of this 1033-nucleotide messenger RNA. It is a transcript of the gene GCG, whose product is annotated as glucagon. Gene Ontology annotation, molecular function: hormone activity; glucagon receptor binding. Gene Ontology annotation, biological process: adenylate cyclase-modulating G protein-coupled receptor signaling pathway; positive regulation of insulin secretion involved in cellular response to glucose stimulus; negative regulation of apoptotic process. Lineage: Eukaryota; Metazoa; Chordata; Mammalia; Dermoptera; Cynocephalidae. The coding region runs from base 6 to 548 and encodes 180 amino acids. Gene Ontology annotation, cellular component: extracellular region. The transcript is spliced from 5 exons. The record is from RefSeq and is a predicted model, not a curated record.
CAAAAAUGAAAAGCAUUUACUUUGUGGCUGGAUUGUUUGUAAUGCUGGUGCAAGGCAGCUGGCAACGUUCCCUUCAAGACACAGAGGAGAAAUCCAGACCAUUCUCAGCGUCCCAGACAGACCCGUUCGAUGAUCCUGAUCAGAUGAAUGAAGGCAAGCGCCAUUCACAGGGCACAUUCACCAGUGACUACAGCAAGUAUCUGGACUCCAGGCGUGCCCAAGAUUUUGUGCAGUGGUUGAUGAAUACCAAGAGGAACAGGAAUAACAUUGCCAAACGUCAUGAUGAAUUUGAGAGACAUGCCGAGGGGACCUUUACCAGUGACGUAAGUUCUUAUUUGGAAGGCCAAGCCGCCAAGGAGUUCAUUGCCUGGCUGGUGAAGGGCCGAGGAAGGCGAGACUUCCCAGAAGAAGUCGCCUUUGUUGAAGAGCUGCGCCGUAGACACGCCGAUGGCUCCUUCUCUGAUGAGAUGAACACAAUUCUUGAUAAUCUUGCCACCAGGGACUUUAUAAACUGGUUGAUUCAGACCAAAAUUACUGACAGGAAAUAAGUAUGUCGCUAUUCAAGACCAUCUUUACAGCAUCACCUGCCAGCCACUUGGGGUGUUUGAAAUUUUAAGUUCUGUAAAUUUAAGAGGCGUAUUCUGAAGCCAUAUUGCUUUGCAUGCCAAUAAAUAAAUUUUCUUUCAGUGUUGUGUAGCCAAAAGAUUGUAAAUGGAAUAAACUAUUGUCAAAAUAUUGCUAAAAUAUCAGCUUUAAAAUAUGAAAGUGCUGAAUUCUCUUAUUUUCUUCUUAUUUUGGAUGAAGUAACCCCAACCUGUUCAUAUUUAGCAAUGAAAUUAUUUUUCUAUAAUAUAAUUUGUAAAUGUAAAUUAUUCCAAUCACAACAUAUCUGCUUUAUAAAAAUAGGAGAAGGGAAAAACUGGCAGCCACAGUGGUGAAACUGGAAAGAGAACUUCCUUCUUGAAACCUUUGUCGUAAAAAUACUCAGCUUUCCAUGUAUCAAAGAUAGAUUUAAAUAAAAUUUUCAAGUUUC